Morchella importuna is the source of this 1302-nucleotide messenger RNA. RefSeq lists its product as uncharacterized. Lineage: Eukaryota; Fungi; Ascomycota; Pezizomycetes; Pezizales; Morchellaceae. The transcript is spliced from 6 exons. The record is from RefSeq and is a predicted model, not a curated record. The coding region runs from base 1 to 1302 and encodes 433 amino acids.
AUGGCACCAAAACGACCUCUUUAUUCUCAGGGGACUUACGAGGCGUCUGUGGAAUCCAGGGAGGAUCCGCCACGUAGAAGCCGAGCCCUUCGCAGUCGCAGCCCGGGUCAGCCCAUGCUGAUCGAUGUAGGCGACACCCCACCGCGUCCUUCAGAUCAACAAGCACGCAACCGUAGAGUAGACAGGCGAGCAGAGGCUCCAGAAGAGAGAAACUCAAACUUCGUCGACUUAGAAGAAGCCAAUGUCCGCGGAAGACGCCAGUCAAGGAACAUGUCACCUCCAGCUCGGGAGCCGCGCGAUGCCAAUCAGGAGUAUAGUGACUUCAACCAUCUCAGGGAGUAUCGCGAGCGCGAUCCUAAUCCGUGGCGUGUCAAUAGUAAUGAAGAGCGCCAUGGCAGGCAAACCACGCCCUACCCCACCCAUAAUACAAGAACUCUGGCCGAUCAUGUUGUAAGGUCCUACCCCGACUGGACGAAACAGUCGGAUAUAGAAAAAGAAUAUACUGCUGUGGACAAAAUGAUCGAGCUAUUCAGGAACGAUCAACGGGCUCAACAGCCCACGUUGAAUGAUCGCAGUGGUACCACCUCGAUGAGUAGACAGAGAUAUGAGGGUCGUUUGGAUACUUGGCUGAAUCCUCCUCCGAAUAUGAGUUCGCUCAUCGAGGCAAAUGCUAGGAUGCGCGAUCAGGCUGAGUUGCAGAGAAGCAGGCGAGACCCUGUCGGAAACAACCUUCCUCUUCCAAGGGAAAGGGCCGAAAAAAUGAUUAGUGCCGAUAUGCAGAACCCGCCUCCGGAUCUCGCUCGUCGCUCAAGACACACUGGCCGCAGCGCUAGGCCGUUGACUCCGCCCCGAGCUGGGCCUUCCAACUAUCGCAGUCAGCCCCCAGAUUUGAGGAACUUCGUCGGCACAGGAUCGCCGCCGGUUGCGAGGUCUGAGAAUCCUGGUGGCGGAAGGGUGCUUAUUGAACCCAACAUGGAAUACUUUCUCCGUCACGGAAAUAGUCCAGUCGCAGCCCACCAACCGCAAGCACAGAGACCCGCACCUAAACGCAACGAGGAGUUCCGGAAUGUCCCGACUGCGCCUCGGAGUGUCCGUCCCUUCACCUUCGAUCCUCAAAGGACUUAUGGCCAGUCUCGACCCCCCUCACCCAGGGCACAGGCCACCGUUGAAGUGGCACCUUUUACCUUCCCUGCUCCAAGGCGUUUGCAGCAGGGGAGCAGAGACCUGCCAGAUCAGCGUAUUAGACCUUCUCCGGUCUUCGAUUGUGACGAAGGCGAACUCCCAGACAGCCAAGACGCUUGA